CACACUCACACUCGUCCCUCCUCGUUUGGCCAGCUUGCUUUGCCACGUUAUAAAUAACACCCUCACCCCACCAAUCCAAAACCAGUGAGCUCUCGUUCUUUGUCAACCUUCUGUCAGAGCGUGCGUUCGAGCGUGUUCUAAAAGCUAAAAAUGGUGGUGUUCAAGGUUGCUCGAGUGGAGACCACGCCUAUCGAUGGCCAGAAGCCCGGCACAUCUGGUCUACGCAAGAAGGUGAAAGUUUUCGUACAACCUAAUUAUUUGGAAAAUUUUGUUCAGUCAACAUUCAAUGCCCUUACUCCAGAAAAGGUUAGAGGUGCUACACUUGUUGUCUCUGGUGAUGGCCGCUACUACUCAAAAGAUGCUAUUCAGAUCAUUAUUAAGAUGGCUGCUGCAAAUGGAGUAAGGCGCAUCUGGGUUGGUCAAAAUGGAUUGCUUUCGACCCCUGCUGUAUCGGCAGUUAUUCGUGAAAGAGUUGGAAUAGAUGGAUCCAGGGCAUCAGGAGGAUUUAUAUUGACUGCAAGUCACAAUCCAGGUGGUCCUCAUGAGGAUUUUGGGAUUAAGUAUAAUAUGGAAAAUGGUGGACCUGCUCCAGAGGGAAUCACCGAUAAGAUCUAUGAGAACACAAAAGCAAUAAAGGAGUACUUCAAUGCAGAAAAUCUACCUGAUGUGGAUAUCUCUACAGUAGGUGUAACCAGCUUCCAGGGGCCUGAGGGACAAUUUGAUGUUGAGGUUUUUGAUUCAGCAAAUGAUUAUUUAAAAUUGAUGAAGUCCAUUUUUGAUUUCGACUCAAUCAGGAAGCUACUCUCAUCUUCAAAGUUCACAUUUUGUUAUGAUGCACUACAUGGAGUCGCUGGAGCUUAUGCAAAACGUAUUUUUGUGGAAGAGCUUGGUGCACAAGAAAGCUCAUUACUGAACUGCAUGCCCAAGGAAGAUUUUGGUGGAGGGCAUCCAGAUCCUAAUCUCACUUAUGCAAAGGAGUUGGUUGCUCGAAUGGGACUGGGAAAAUCUAAUCCUCAAGACGAACCCCCAGAAUUUGGCGCAGCUGCUGAUGGUGAUGCAGAUCGUAACAUGAUUCUCGGAAAAAGGUUCUUUGUUACUCCGUCGGAUUCUGUUGCCAUCAUUGCUGCAAAUGCAGUUGACGCCAUACCCUACUUCUCUGCUGGUCUAAAGGGAGUUGCCAGGAGCAUGCCAACUUCAGCUGCCCUUGAUGUUGUAGCUAAACAUUUGAAUUUAAAAUUUUUCGAGGUACCGACUGGCUGGAAAUUCUUUGGCAAUCUAAUGGAUGCUGGGUUAUGCUCAGUUUGUGGGGAAGAAAGUUUUGGAACCGGCUCAGACCAUAUACGUGAAAAGGACGGAAUCUGGGCUGUUUUGGCUUGGCUCUCCAUUCUUGCUCACAAAAAUAAGGAGAAUCUUGGUGGUGAAAAGCUUGUGACUGUUGAAGAUAUAGUGCGCCAGCAUUGGGCUACUUAUGGUCGCCACUAUUACACUCGAUAUGACUAUGAGAACGUGGAUGCAGGUGCGGCCAAGGAACUAAUGGCAUGUUUGGUCAAACUGCAAUCUUCCCUUUCAGAAGUUAAUGAGAUUGUCAAAGGAACGCACUCAGAUGUGUCAAAAGUUGUCCAUGCUGAUGAAUUUGAAUAUAAAGAUCCAGUUGAUGGCUCCAUUUCUAAGCACCAGGGCAUUCGAUAUUUAUUCGAGGAUGGAUCCCGAUUGGUUUUCCGCCUUUCAGGCACUGGCUCGGAGGGUGCAACAAUCCGUCUUUACAUUGAGCAAUAUGAGAAGGAUCCAGCAAAAAUCAACCGAGAUUCGCAAGAAGCACUUGCUCCUCUUGUUGAAGUUGCACUGAAGCUUUCCAAGCUGCAGGAAUUCACUGGCCGAACUGCACCUACUGUUAUUACAUAGAUGCACUUUGACUCAGUGCCAUUGUAAGUUUGUUUGUUGUCUUGAAAACGAAAGAGUGGCUGUCCUGUCUCGGUGCAGUUCCCUUUACAAUUCGAAAACUUCUCUGGAACUCUCAUACUAGUUGUGGAUGAUGUACUGAAAAUACUAUGCAAUAUCUUUUUUGAUCCUUAAAAUAAUAUAUGAACGUUCUAUUA
Molecule: messenger RNA, 2096 nt
Organism: Carya illinoinensis
Lineage: Eukaryota; Viridiplantae; Streptophyta; Magnoliopsida; Fagales; Juglandaceae
Product: phosphoglucomutase, cytoplasmic
Exons: 18
Coding region: 151-1902 (583 amino acids)
Biological process (GO): carbohydrate metabolic process
Cellular component (GO): cytosol
Molecular function (GO): magnesium ion binding; phosphoglucomutase activity
Source: RefSeq, a predicted model, not a curated record